GCAGGUGGUGAAGCUCUCUAUUGUCCUGACCCCACAGUUCCUGUCCCAUGACCAGGGCCAGCUCACCAAGGAGCUGCAGCAGCACGUAAAGUCAGUGACAUGCCCAUGCCAGUACCUGAGGAAGUGGCCCUGGGUGACUCAAGUGCCCAUUCAAUGACCAGGACACAGAAGUUUUAGAGAGAUGCUCCAUGAGGCCCCAGGACCCAGGAGCCCUACCCCCUGUCCUUCCCUCGUCAGCCGUACAUGAUGAUUUACUGCUGUUACCAUCAUCACUGCCCUUAGUGGCCAAGGGCCUUCCAAGGUGCCAGCUCUGCAACGAAAGAUGCCCUUGGGAGAUGAUGACACUCAGAGUGACCUUGAGGAAUCCUGGGAGCUCAGGAAGGAAGGAGUGCCCAGAAGCAGGGACAGGGAGCUGGCUGGGGAGGACCAGAAAUCAGGUUAUCAAUUCUCUGCCUGAUGAUUUUCAUCCUGGGACUGACUUUUGUGGAAUUCCUUGGAUAGUUAUCAUUAUUGUGUUUCUGGGAAUUUCUACACUUGCCAUUUUCCUCUGGAAAACUAGCCUUUGUGUGUCUUUCCUCAAGACUGUCUUAAAGUCACAAAAUGUACAUGACGGAUCCAAGGAUGUACAGCGGAAAGCCUGGAGGUCCAAUAGCCGUAGCCGGGAAGGAAUUAAAUUUGGCCGGGAAGACCUCUUUACUUCAUGGAGACAUAUGGAAGCCAAAGUUCGAGCUGAAGUCCGUAAGGUGACAGGGAAGGUCAACAGUCAUUACAAAAUCAAUGGACAGAGGAAGACUGCCGAGGAGGAGAAACAAAACAUGAAAGAAUGUGAGCAAGCAGAAAAUGAGAGGCAGCUAUCAGAGGCAGAGGAGAAUGGGAAAUUGGAUAUGAAAGAAAUACACACCCAACUGCAACCGUUUCAACGCACGCAAGAGUUGCAGCGGCGGGCAGAGGACUACUACAGAGGCAAAAUCGCCCCUUCUGCAAGAAGGCCUCUUGCCAACUCAGGAAGUUUGUUUGUUUUCCUUGCUUUUGGACAUAGUCUGCCAGGUCAGGACAUGGAUGUAUUUUUCUCCCCACACCUCUGUGCUCAAGCCUUGCAAAGGUGGAUGGCAGAGAGGAAGGCUGCCUACAAGCGGCACAGGUGUGAAAUGAGGCAAAAGCAGAGAGUGCCAGAGAGACACAUGAGUCAGGAGCCAGUCCAGGGACGACCGGGCCUAGAGAACCCUUUCUGGAGGGAUUCAGGACCUCAUUGGGUUCCCAUGAGGAACAGCAGCGGCGUCCCAGCUGAAAACACAGAGAAGACAAAGGUAAAUGCUGGGGACGUUUUCACUCUUCCUAUAUCAGGACGCUUUGGUCUUUUCCGACAAUGCCCUCUCCUGGCCUGGCCUCUGUUCUGUAGGUUCUGUGGUGCCUUUUCUGUCUCGACUUCUUGAGAAGCAAAAUCUUCUCCAUGAGCUUUCAGGCUUCUCCGUUCCCAGCUGAUCAUCGUUGGUGGCACCUCCAGAAUCCAUAAAAGCUCAGGGACCGAGGGCUGAAGGGCUUUUACUGUUCUGUUUCCAGAAAUAACACGAGGAGGCACCACUGACCUCCAGUACUGUAGGUCUCAUGGCGCGGUGAACUCUGACUGAUCCACCUUACCCAAGAUGUUGUGGGGUCUCAUUUCCGAAAUAUGUGGGAUUUUCUUUUGCUGUGAUUUUGUUUGCAUUCUGCCAUAAUGUAGGUGAUUAACGUUUGAAAUAUCUGCUGUAUUCCCAGAAGUGAAAAUAGUGAAAACGCAUUAAUCUAACAUUAAUUUGUGCUUUGUGCAAUUUUGAAUGCUCUUUGACAAGGCCAAUUCCAUAGUUCGUCACAGUCCCAUCCCUGUUGGUAACCAUGUUGUGCAAAAACACCUUCAUACCCACCCAGUGGGGCCCCUGAUCUAAUAUUCUAAGUGUCAGAGGUUCCAUAUUUGUAAUAGCAAAUAGGCCCUGACUGUAAAUUAGUGAAGAGUGAAUGUAACUUAUUACCUACAGGGACAAUUCCAAAUGAAGGCCUUAAAUGAUGCUCAGCUAAGCUGAUUCUUGUGUGGCCUCUGUACCUUCAAAAGCUGCCGAGUCCUAUGAUUACACAUGAUGGGACUUGUACACUUGAAGUGAAACACAGUUUUAAAACUUGCUUUCUUUAGAAUUCCCACCUCAUUUUUCCAUGGGGUAUUCUUUAUGUCGUAGUGCACUUACAAUUUGGUAUUACCUGGGAGUGAAAAGAAAUAUUACAGCCAUGUCUAACUGACUUCUUGAGAUAAGAUUGUUCUGUCAGAAAUCCCUCUCCCAGUUCCCCUGAAGCUCUUCAGGAAUCCACAUCUCUCCAGAGCUCUUUGUUCUCAUGGGUGGCACCUCCAGAGUGAAGAAGAUCCUUUGUCCAGAAGGGAAACAGAGGGGAAAUGAGAGGGUCCCGCAGGCAGAGCUGGAAUCAACUUCCACUCUGCCUCUUGCAAGCUGUGUGACCCUGGGCACAAUUUCUCCUUCCUCUGGAAACCUCUGUUUUCUUCGAUUUGGAGCAGGGUGGUCACACUGACCUUGCAGAGUUCUGAGAAUCAGAGACAGAACAUAAAAGGCCUGGAAAACAUUCUCCAAAAAGAAGCUGCAACAUGUGUGGACAAUGGGCUUUUCAUGCCUCUCUUACUCUCUGUUGACCUGGUGCAAGAAACGUGCUCUGGUGCUGGCUGUGAGGGAGGAAAGAGGAUAGACAUAGACACUCCUGUGUCUCAAACAUGCUUCUUUAUUACCCUGUUAUUACUCUGUCUUCCCUGGGGCAGGACCCCAGCCUGCCUCCAUUUGCAAACAGACACAGUGGCAUGUGGAGACAACAGUGUGUCCCAGUGACUUUUCUUUACUCCCCAGCUGUGGGCAGUACUCAGUGGAAGGGUGAUAUUAUGACACUGAUACUGCUAUUUUGAAACCUGGAGGAGGGAAAGGUGCAAAAAUCUAUCACCAGCAACAGAAGGUGCAGCCUGUGUUGGUGGCGGUAAUUUUGUCCAUCAAAUGAAUAUGUGUGAAAACAUUUCCUCCUUCGGCCCUACAGGUCAGGAUGGCGGCAGUGGAGCACCAUCAUUCCUCAGGGUUGCCCUACUGGCCCUACCUCAUGGCUGAAACUUUAAGAAAAAGGAUGGGCCACAAGCCAACUCCUCCACCUCAGUGUGAUCUGAGAGGUCAACCACAUCCAUCAGUUAAAGGGUGUCUGAGACUGCUGACUCUUUCUCGACUACAGUGUCUACUAGGACCUCAACCACAUUCAACAACUGAUGAUUUUCUGAGAAGAGAGACACCUCAAGACGAGUGUGCCCUGGGACCUGAACCACUUCCUCGAGCUGAUGAUUUUCUGAGACUCAAGACACCUCCCGAGGGUCUUUUCAUACCAAUUUCCCCUUUUCCAGUUGAUGAUUCUCUGAGCCUGAAGACACCUCCCGAGUGUCUUCUGGUACCCCUUCCACCUUCUCCAGUUGAUGAUUUUCUGAGACCACAAACACCUCCCGUCCAGUGUCACCUGAGACCUGUACCAUUUCAUCAAGCUGAUGAUAUCAGGAGACUCAAGAAACCUCCUGACUGUUUUUUCACACCCCUUCCACCUUCUCCAGUUGAUGAUUCUCUGAGCCUGAAGACACCUCCCGAGUGUCUUGUGGUACCUCUUCCACCUUCUGCAGUUGAUGAUUUUCUCACACCAAAAACACCUCAACUACAGUGUCACCUGAGACCUGUACCAUUUCAUCGAGCUGAUGAUAUUAGGAGACUCAAGAAACCUCCUGACUGUUUUUUCACACCCCUUCCACCUUCUCCAGUUGAUGAUUCUCUGAGGCUGCAGACACCUCCUGAGUGUCUUCUGGUACCCCUUACACCUUCUCCAGUUGAUGAUUUUCUCACACCACAGGCACCUCCCAUCGAGCGUCGCCUGGGACCUGUAGCAUUUCCUCGAGCUGAUGAUUUUAGGAGACCCAAGGAACCUCCCGAGUGCUUUUUCGCACCCCUUCCACGUUCUCCAGUUGAUGAUUCUGUGAGCCUGAAGACACCUCCCAAGUGUCUUCUGGUAUGCCUUCCACCUUCUCCAGUUGAUGAUUUUCUCACACCACAGGCACCUCCCAUCGAGCGUCGUCACCUGGGACCUGUAGCAUUUCCUCAAGCUGAUGAUUUUAGGAGACCCAAGGAACCUCCCGACUGUUUUUUCACACCACUUCCACCUUCUGCAGUUGAUGAUUCUCUGAGCCUCAAGACACGUCCCGAGUGUCUUCUGGUACCCCUUCCACCUUCUCCAGUUGAUGAUUUUCUGAGACCACAAACACCUCCCGUCCAGUGUCACCUGAGACCUGUACCAUUUCAUCGAGCUGAUGAUAUCCGGAGACUCAAGAAACCUCCUGACUGUUUUUUUGCACCCCUUCCUCCUUCUCCAGUUGAUGAUUCUCUGAGCCUGAAGACACCUCCCGAGUGUCUUCUGGUACCCCUUCCACCUUCUCCAGUUGAUGAUUUUCUCACACCACAGGCACCUCCCAUCAAGCGUCAUCACCUGGGACCUGUAGCAUUUCCUCGAGCUGAUGAUUUUAGGAGACCCAAGGAACCUCCCAACUGUUUUUUCUUAUCACUUCCACCUUCUCCAGUUGAUGAUUCUCUGAGCCUGAAGACACCUCCCGAGUGUCUUCUGCUACCCCUUCCACCUUCUCCAGUUGAUGAUUUUCUCACAUCAGAGGAACCUCCCAUCAAGCGUUGUCGCCUGGGACCUGUAGCAUUUCCUCGAGGUGAUGAUAUCAGGAGACUCAAGAAACCUCCUGACUUUUUUUUUGCACCCCUUGCACCUUCUCCAGUUGAUGAUUCUCUGAGCCUGAAGACACCUCCCGAGUGUCUUCUGGUACCCCUUCCACCUUCUCCAGUUGAUGAUUUUCUCACACCACCAGCACCUCCCAUCAAGCGUCAUCACCUGGGACCUGUAGCAUUUCCUCAAGCUGAGGAUUUUAGGAGACCCAAGGAACCUCCCGACUGUUUUUUCUUACCCCUUCCACCUUCUCCAGUUGAUGAUUUUCUCACAUCAGAGGAACCUCCCAUCAAGCGUUGUCGCCUGGGACCUGUAGCAUUUCCUCGAGGUGAUGAUAUCAGGAGACUCAAGAAACCUCCUGACUUUUUUUUUGCACCCCUUGCACCUUCUCCAGUUGAUGAUUCUCUGAGCCUGAAGACACCUCCCGAGUGUCUUCUGGUACCCCUUCCACCUUCUCCAGUUGAUGAUUUUCUCACACCACCAGCACCUCCCAUCAAGCGUCAUCACCUGGGACCUGUAGCAUUUCCUCGAGCUGAGGAUUUUAGGAGACCCAAGGAACCUCCCGACUGUUUUUUCUUACCCCUUCCACCUUCUCCAGUUGAUGAUUUUCUCACAUCAGAGGAACCUCCCAUCAAGCGUUGUCGCCUGGGACCUGUAGCAUUUCCUCGAGCUGAUGAUAUCAGGAGACUCAAGAAACCUCCUGACUGUUUUUUCGCACCCCUUCCACCUUCUCCAGUUGAUGAUUCUCUGAGCCUGAAGCCACCUCACGAGUGUCUUCUGGUACCCCUUCCACCUUCUCCAGUUGAUGAUUUUCUCACACCACCGGCACCUCCCAUCAAGCGUCGUCACCUGGGACCUGUAGCAUUUCCUCAAGCUGAUGAUUUUAGGAGACCCAAGGAACCUCCUGACUGUUUUUUCUUACCCCUUCCACCUUCUCCAGUUGACGAUUUUCUCACAUCACAGGAACCUCCCAUCAAGCGUUGUCGCCUGGGACCUGUAGCAUUUCCUCGAGCUGAUGAUAUCAGGAGACUCAAGAAACCUCCUGACUGUUUUUCUGCACCCCUUCCACCUUCUCCAGUUGAUGAUUCUCUGAGCCUGAAGAAACCUCCCAAGUGUCUUGUGGUACCUCUUCCACCUUCUGCAGUUGAUGAUUUUCUCACACCAAAAACACCUCAACUACAGUGUCACCUGAGACCUGUACCAUUUCAUCGAGCUGAUGAUAUUAGGAGACUCAAGAAACCUCCUGACUGUUUUUUUGCACCCCUUCCACCUUCUCCAGUUGAUGAUUCUCUGAGCCUGAAGACACCUCCCGAGUGUCUUCUGGUACCCCUUCCACCUUCUCCAGUUGAUGAUUUUCUCACACCACAGGCACCUCCCAUCGAGCGUCGCCUGGGACCUGUAGCAUUUCCUCGAGCUGAUGAUUUUAGGAGACCCAAGGAACCUCCCGAGUGUUUUUUCGCACCCCUUCCACCUUCUGCAGUUGAUGAUUCUCUGAGCCUGAAGACACCUCCCGAGUGUCUUCUGGUACCCCUUCCACCUUCUCCAGUUGAUGAUUUUCUCACACCACAGGCACCUCCCAUCGAGCGUCGCCUGGGACCUGUAGCAUUUCCUCGAGCUGAUGAUUUUAGGAGACCCAAGGAACCUCCCGAGUGUUUUUUUGCACCCCUUCCACCUUCUGCAGUUGAUGAUUCUGUGAGCCUGAAGACACCUCCCGAGUGUCUUCUGGUACCUGUUCCACCUUCUCCAGUUGAUGAUUCUCUGAGUCCACAAACACCUCCCGUCCAGUGUCACCUGAGACCUGUACCAUUUCAUCGAGCUGAUGAUAUCAGGAGACUCAAGAAACCUCCUGACUGUUUUGACCGUUUUUUGUUUUGUUUGCUUUUGUGUUUGUUUUUUGUUUUAUUUUUAUUGUGUUGGAGGAAGGCGUCUGUUAUGUUGUUGAUUCUAUUUAUUCAUCAUUUUUGCAACACAUAAAUUCAUUUAAGUAUUGAUUGUGCACCUAUCAUAUGAUAAGCAUUUUUUCAUCACUCCCCCUCUUCCAGAACCCUAAGCUUUUCUCACUGUUAGAACUGCUAGUUUAUUUGUAUUUCAGUCACUUUGACUAUAAACUCCUUGAGUGUAGGUGCUUAGAUUUUUUUCACUGCUUAGCCCCCAAUGCCUGUAUAGAGUAAGCUCUUUUUUUUUUUUUUUUUUGUACCAAAUGCCCAAUGGCCAAUUUAUUCUGUUUCAAUAACAACUAGGCAUCAUUUUCAAAGGGCCAUAUACUGACAACAGACUGCCCAGAAAUUAUCUCCCUGUAGGAAAACUACAGAAGACAAGUUCUUAGACUUUUAAUGCCCAUUACAGUAGCCAUUAAUGACAGGUGACUACCGAGCCUUGAAAUGCGAUAGUCCAAAUUUAGAUGUGCUAUAAGCUUAAAUUAUACACCACAUGUCAAAGCCAUAAGACCAAAAACUGUAAAAGAGUCUAGUAAUUUUAUAUUUAUUAUAUAUUGAAAUGAUAUUUGGUAUUUUAGAUAUAUUGAGUUAAAUAAAAGUUAAAUUCA
Molecule: messenger RNA, 7321 nt
Organism: Pongo pygmaeus (Bornean orangutan)
Lineage: Eukaryota; Metazoa; Chordata; Mammalia; Primates; Hominidae
Exons: 12
Coding region: 189-1433 (414 amino acids)
Source: RefSeq, a predicted model, not a curated record